AUGAAAGCAGUGUCGUAUAAUCAUUUCAAAAAAUCAUACCUUUCCUCCACUUCAUCAUCGUCAUCACCGACUUGCUCUCCUAAAACUUCAUCGCCAAAACCUACUUAUUUGACACCUCCUAAAAGUGGCAAGUCGAAAUGUUCCUCAUCUUCCUUAUCGACAAGUUCGAUCGCGUCAUGUUCUUCUACCUCUUCGUCGUCGUCCAAUUCAUCGAUGCUCAUGAUGACACCUCCUAUUUCAUUAACUAUAUCGAUUAGUCCAAGUCCUCAACAAGAAUGCUGUGAUUUGAAAAAGAAAGAAAAGAAAAUUGAACAGCUGACAGCUCUCCGAGAGAUGAGAAGUAAAUCGACCAAUGAAUUGACCUCUCAACUCGAUCUAGUCAAGAACAUGGUUCGAAUUAAGGAAAAGAAAGGAGGAAAAGUGAGCCUCAGUUUUAAUUUUGACGAUGACAAUAAUGCAAGUCCCAAAAUGUACAAAAAACAAGACAAGACGUUUAAUUUAACAAAAAAGUAUUCUUAUCCUGAAGAAGAGGAAGAAGAAGUCAUUGAGGCUAAUAACGUCGAUCAUGACAAGUGUGAAGACAUUUCAGAAGUGUUGGAAUCGAUAUGCAUUGGAGAAGAAAUCUUUGAUGCCCAUCGUUCAGGUGUCAAAAGUCAUAAAAAAGAUGAAAGUGAAAGCGAGAGUGAAGGGGAUGAAGAAGAAGACGAAGAUGAUAUUGAAGAUAAUUAUUCAGACACUUCUCCUUCACGAAAGCAUGCCUUGACUCCUACACGAACCACGAAAAGAAAAUAUGCAUAUUUCUGUUAA
This is a messenger RNA of Naegleria lovaniensis, 807 nucleotides long. RefSeq lists its product as uncharacterized. The transcript has a single exon. Bases 1 to 807 code for a protein of 268 amino acids. NCBI's taxonomy places the organism in Eukaryota, Heterolobosea, Eutetramitea, Acrasida, Naegleriidae. The record is from RefSeq and is a predicted model, not a curated record.